AAGGUUAUGCUCUAGCAUAUGUUUGAAGCUAACAAGCAACUAUGUAUGCAUGUUGUAACUGUCAACUAAUGAUUUCUUAUGCUGGUAGUUCACCGAGAAAGGACACAUAUUUGUGACUGUCCAUCUUGUCGAAGAAGUGGUGGAAUCAAUGGAAGCGGAGACAGAAUUACCUUCAAGUGGCACAUUGAGUGGAUUGCCUGUAGCCAAUAGACGGCGAAGCUGGGAAGGAUUUAGAAUUUUCAGUCAAGAAGGAUCUGCUACUUCAUUAUCAUCCUCCUCAAGUGACCUAAUUAAUCUGAUAGUGUCGGUAGAGGACACGGGUCAAGGAAUCCCAUUUGAAUCUCAAUCACGUGUAUUUACCCCCUUCAUGCAAGUCGGCUCCUCGAUCACAAGAACACAUGGUGGCACAGGUAUUGGGCUGAGCAUAAGCAAGUGUUUGGUCCACCUAAUGAAAGGUGAAAUUGGGUUUGUAAGCUUGCCACAGAUUGGAUCCACCUUCACUUUUACAGCUGUUUUCACCACUGGCUGCUCAGGACUGAAUGACCAGAAGAGUCAGCAAAUUAACAACCAGCCCAACUCCAUUUCUUCAGAAUUUCAGGGAAUGAGGGCUUUACUUGUGGACCCUACACCCAUAAGGGCACAGGUCACCAAAUAUCACAUCCAGCGACUUGGAGUACACGUUGAAGUAAUUCGUGAUUUGAAUGACAUAAAAGUUGGGAACACAAUUAUAAACAUGGUAUUUAUUGAACUGGAAGUUUGGCAUAAGGAUUCAGGCUUGUCGACUCUCAUUGUCAGCGAACUGAAUGGAACAAAUUGUAAAGUUACUCCUAAAGUGUUUCUUCUAUCCAAAGCAAUAAGUUCUACUCGAAUCAAUUUCUCUGCUUCAGGUGUUACCAGUCCAUGUGUCAUCAUGAAACCACUGAGGGCAAGUAUGCUUGCUGCAUCCCUUCAGCGCGCCAUGGGUGGUGGUGGAAACAGAGGAAAUUAUCGGAACGGAGAGGUUCACGCUUUAUCCCUCAGCAAUCUUCUGCGUGGUAGAAAAGUUUUAGUCGUCGAUGAUAAUCGGGUUAAUCUCAGAGUGGCUGCUGGGGCCCUCAAGAAGUACGGUGCUGAUGUGGUUAUUGCUGAAAGAGGGAAAGAGGCAAUCUCACUGCUAACACCACCCCAUCAUUUCGAUGCCUGUUUCAUGGAUAUUCAGAUGCCGGAAAUGGAUGGCUUUGAAGCUACAAAGAGAAUUAGGGACGUGGAACUUAGCAUCAAUAAUCGUCUCCAACGUGGUGACCUCUCUCUUGAAGCUUACGAAAAUGUUUCAAUCUGGCAUGUGCCUAUUUUGGCAAUG
Olea europaea var. sylvestris is the source of this 1339-nucleotide messenger RNA. Its product is annotated as histidine kinase 3-like. Gene Ontology annotation, molecular function: transferase activity, transferring phosphorus-containing groups. The annotation marks the transcript as partial. The transcript is spliced from 2 exons. The record is from RefSeq and is a predicted model, not a curated record. Gene Ontology annotation, biological process: phosphorylation; phosphorelay signal transduction system. NCBI's taxonomy places the organism in Eukaryota, Viridiplantae, Streptophyta, Magnoliopsida, Lamiales, Oleaceae.